This is a messenger RNA of Pan troglodytes (chimpanzee), 10826 nucleotides long. It is a transcript of the gene GABRG3, whose product is annotated as gamma-aminobutyric acid type A receptor subunit gamma3. Gene Ontology annotation, biological process: gamma-aminobutyric acid signaling pathway; chloride transport; monoatomic ion transmembrane transport. The coding region runs from base 356 to 1759 and encodes 467 amino acids. The transcript is spliced from 10 exons. The record is from RefSeq and is a predicted model, not a curated record. Gene Ontology annotation, molecular function: extracellular ligand-gated monoatomic ion channel activity; GABA-A receptor activity. Lineage: Eukaryota; Metazoa; Chordata; Mammalia; Primates; Hominidae. Gene Ontology annotation, cellular component: membrane.
GCACAGCGCACACAGCCCCGGCCUGGGCACCCGCUCCCGCUCGCGGCUCCAGGCGGAGUGGGCGGCGCCGCGCCAGGGGGUCCCCGGCGCCCAUUGCUCCCGCCGCCCGGUUGCGCGGACCGGCGCUAGUGCGCGGGUGGGGGCGGCGCGCCGCGGUGGCCCGGCGUCCCGUGUGCGUCCCGUGUGCGCCCCGCGGGGGCGCGGCCAGCGCCGGAGUAGAUACCUGUCCCGCCCGCCGCGGCCAGCAGCCUCGGAGGAAGCCAGGGCAAAGAGGGCCGGCGGAGACCAGGUCCGCGCCGGAGGAAGCCGCGCCCGGCCGAGGCCCCGGACCCUGCGCCCCGAGCUCCACGGCACCAUGGCCCCGAAGCUGCUGCUCCUCCUCUGCCUGUUCUCGGGCUUGCACGCGCGGUCCAGAAAGGUGGAAGAGGAUGAAUAUGAAGAUUCAUCAUCAAACCAAAAGUGGGUCUUGGCUCCAAAAUCCCAAGACACCGACGUGACUCUUAUUCUCAACAAGUUGCUAAGAGAAUAUGAUAAAAAGCUGAGGCCAGAUAUUGGAAUAAAACCGACCGUAAUUGACGUUGACAUUUAUGUUAACAGCAUUGGUCCUGUGUCAUCAAUAAACAUGGAAUACCAAAUUGACAUAUUUUUUGCUCAGACCUGGACAGAUAGUCGCCUUCGAUUCAACAGCACAAUGAAAAUUCUUACUCUGAACAGUAACAUGGUGGGGUUAAUCUGGAUCCCAGACACCAUCUUCCGCAAUUCUAAAACCGCAGAGGCUCACUGGAUCACCACACCCAAUCAGCUCCUCCGGAUUUGGAAUGACGGGAAAAUCCUUUACACUUUGAGGCUCACCAUCAAUGCCGAGUGCCAGCUGCAGCUGCACAACUUCCCCAUGGACGAACACUCCUGCCCGCUGAUUUUCUCCAGCUAUGGCUAUCCCAAAGAAGAAAUGAUUUAUAGAUGGAGAAAAAAUUCAGUGGAGGCAGCUGACCAGAAAUCAUGGCGGCUUUAUCAGUUUGACUUCAUGGGCCUCAGAAACACCACAGAAAUCGUGACAACGUCUGCAGGUGAUUAUGUUGUCAUGACUAUAUAUUUUGAAUUGAGUAGAAGAAUGGGAUACUUCACCAUUCAGACAUACAUUCCCUGUAUACUGACUGUGGUUUUAUCCUGGGUGUCAUUUUGGAUCAAAAAAGAUGCUACGCCAGCAAGAACAGCAUUAGGCAUCACCACGGUGCUGACCAUGACCACCCUGAGCACCAUCGCCAGGAAGUCCUUGCCACGCGUGUCCUACGUGACCGCCAUGGACCUUUUUGUGACCGUGUGCUUCCUGUUUGUCUUCGCCGCGCUGAUGGAGUAUGCCACCCUCAACUACUAUUCCAGCUGUAGAAAACCAACCACCACGAAGAAGACAACAUCGUUACUACAUCCAGAUUCCUCAAGAUGGAUUCCUGAGCGAAUAAGCCUACAAGCCCCUUCCAACUAUUCCCUCCUGGACAUGAGGCCACCACCACCUGCGAUGAUCACUUUAAACAAUUCCGUUUACUGGCAGGAAUUUGAAGAUACCUGUGUCUAUGAGUGUCUGGAUGGCAAAGACUGUCAGAGCUUCUUCUGCUGCUAUGAAGAAUGUAAAUCAGGAUCCUGGAGAAAAGGGCGUAUUCACAUAGACAUCUUGGAGCUGGACUCGUACUCCCGGGUCUUUUUCCCCACGUCCUUCCUGCUCUUUAACCUGGUCUACUGGGUUGGAUACCUGUAUCUCUAAGUGUUGCUCAGAGUGAAGAGUGAAGAGCAUUUGGUACACACUUGACCUUCUGUCGUCCCCAGACCAGUAGUGACCAAUCGGGAGUAGCAAGGAAGGACACUGCUCAGUGUAUCUUGUUAUAAAUGACCUUUCAGCAACACAGGAAGUACCCAGCAAAGGUUUCUAUUAUGUAUUUUACACACACACAUACAUACACACACACAGCUAAUUGAGUUUUAAAGUAAUAUUCUUGCUAAUCCCUACUGAAUUGUAGCUUGGUGUUGUUUCUGAAUGGUUUUUGGAUAUUGGAAGCAGCUGCUGAUUACCCUUGCAAAGAAAUCUGUAAAAUGUGCAAGUGAAUGUCUGAGAUGCUCUCUCAGGCCUCUAGUCCUUCUGUAUCUUUCCUUUGCAGCCCUGGGUGUAGUAGCACUCAGUAGUGUUGAAUCACCCCUGGCCGAGACCCACUCCUGCUGGCUCAGCCUGGGCACGUGUGUGCUCCAGUGUGAACAGCAGUGGGUUCCAACCCCAGUCUCCUUUCUCUGUGGCCUCUCUGGCUCCAGCACCAUCAUCGUUAGCUGGCACCCCUUUACCUAAUAACCUCAUUCUAGGCCUGGGGAGAGUAUACUCGCAUUGUCUACGGUUUCCAUUGGAGGAGAAAAUAAGAUUUUCAAAAUGCUCAUGUUGUUGGGGUCAAAGAUGAUUAUCUCUGAACAUCAGAAGGUUAUUACUUUAUUCCAACUUACUGAGAGUCAACAAUAUUUGAACUUUGGGUUCUUGGACUAGUUCAACAACAUUUCACCUUAAGAGCUGUUUUUUACUAGACCAAGGCUCAACCCUCGAGUAUGUGUCCAGCUUAUGUUAUAUUAUUAUGGGUUCGGUAAUUGUCAUUUUGCAAAGAAAGGUAUACAGUGAACACAACCUGUUAUCUUGAAGACAUACACCAGAAUGUGAAAGACAUGUAGAUAAAAUUUUAUUUUUAUUUUUUUGAGACAGAGUCAUGCUCUUGUCACCUGGCCAGGCUGGAGUGCAGUGGCACAAUCUUAGCUCACUGCAACCUCUGCCUCCCAUGUUCAAGCGAUUUUCCUGCCUCAGUUUCCCAAGUGGCUGGGACUACAGGUGUGCGCUACCACACCCGGCUAAUUUUUGUAUUUUUGUUUUUUGGGUUUUUUUAGUAGAGACGGGUUUUCACCAUGUUGGCCUGGCUGGUCUCGAACUCCUGACCUCAGGUGAUCUGCCCACCUCAGCCUCCCAAAGUGCUAGGAUUACAGGCAUGAGCCACCAUGCCUGGCCAAAAUUUAAAAAAAAAAAAAAUUUAGCGAAUAUUAAUUUUCAACUCAAACCAACUUUAGAUGCAAAAAAAUGGGCAAUGGUGAUCAUCAAGUACAUAUUUUGAUGAACAAGAUUAUUUUAUACUUUGAAAUAUGGAUACAUAGCAAAAUCCCAAAGAAAAAAUAUCCCCCCAAAUCAAUACUCUUUUGAUAUUUUUAUAAUACAAAACCAACUUGCUGCUUGCUGUUAGUUCUUUGUUAUAACUGGAUGCCAAUGUGAACUGCAGAAGACUGUUUUGAAACUUCUCCUCACCAAUAGUCAAAACACAAGUCCUUACCAGUUAAUAAUGCUUUGGCAUUGUUAAAAUUUGAAACCAGAAUCUCUGUGCUUCUCAUCUUUCUCACAUAGAAAACUGAAUUAAUUUCACCUAGAAACCAUAAUUUUUAAAAUUAUCUAUUGUGCAUACCAUAAUUACCCAGAAAAGUAAAAUAUUUUGCAGAGAAAGUAUAGAAAAGUAUCAAUUUCACACAAUGUCCUGGAUGUAUACCAGACACAGAAGAGGAUGGGAGCAGAAGAGGCCAGAAAAAGUGAAAUUAGAUUCAUCUGCUUAUUCCUAUUAAGAUUGUUGCAUAUUAAAUGGAUGCAAAGAUAUAGAUAUAUGAUGUCUGAAUUUCCAAAGAUGGAGUCUAUACAGCGUGAGACAUUCAAACCCAUUGUUUCUCUCCCUGUCAACUCUCUGUCUUUUGGUUUGGUAGUUGCUACAUAAUCCACAAGCCAAUUGGCUUCAGUUUAGCAAAUUCAGUUUUAAAAAUAAAAGAGUAUUUGUGGAGAAACAGGUUGAAAAUAUUGUCUUAGAUGCAAUGUCUCCUCUAUUGGAGAAUUUCACACUCUGGUACUCUAGUUCUGUCUCUCAUGCAUAAGCAACCCCCAGCCUUGGCAGAAGUAUUCUGCAAGGACCCUGACCAAAGGAAUCCAAGUCACACCACAGCACUGAGCGCCAAGGGAAGGUGGCCCAAGGGCAGUCUUAAGACACAAUGUCAAACCUUAUGAAUGGGUAAUUUCUAACAAGCUGAAGAACUGCAACCUGCUACAUUGUAAAUGAAGUUCUGGAGAGAACUGAAUUUUCUAGAAAAAUUCUUAUUGGGAGGAAAAUAACCUAAAACAACUUUUUAUAACAUGGAUUUGUUUGAUUUUACCGUAAAAGAAUUUUACUGAUGCCUUGUGUUUCAAAACCACUCAACAUUUGGAUAUUGUUAGCAACCCUCCUGAAAUUUUACAUGUAGGAUAAAUACACCAAUAACCUCAGUUUUCUGAAUCCAGCCGUUCUCUUCUUCCCAACCUCAGCAGCCCUCCUGCUCAAAACAGAUGAGUUCAGUGCUCCUUUUCUAGGAAGGAGAACCUUCAUCUCAAGAAAGUCCAAUGGAUUUCACUAACUGAGCAUCAUAGUGUGGAUUCCUGCAUAUACAGCAGGCUACCCACUAGGGGGUCUGAAUAAAAAGAGCUAAAGCACCCCCUGAGGGCAUGUCCAUGCCGGGUUCUCCACAGGCUUGCAUAAUUCAAGUUCUCCGUAUCAGUCUCAACUCUGAGAUGAGCCUUUUCAGUCCACAAUGAGGAAGAGAUGGGUGUGCCUUGGUGAGGUGCAGAGCUCAGGGGAUUUUUAAUCAUGUACGUGUUUACUGUCUAGAGGAAGGAGAGGAGCAGUGUGGGGAGAGUGGGAAGGAAGUACACUUUCUUUCACUAAAGACUCUCUUUGCCAGGAUGCCUGAUCAGGAGGGACGUGUGUGGGCACGAGGUGCAAGGCUGUUCCACACAGCUAAGCCCCAGCUUGCUUUGCAUGCAGAAUUGGGAAAUAUUUGGGAUGGAAGUUGUCUGAGUGAUCUGCAUUCCAAAGGUGCUACUGUGUUCCUCACUUUCAGAAAUACUCUAAGUUGAGGAGAUGACAGUUCUGUAUUUUGACAUGGAAUCCAAAUUUCUGACCACUGUGGAUCACACUUAAAACUGUGACUGUCUGUCUUUUAAGCUGCAUACUGGGUGGGGGGAAAGCAAAGAAAAGGCAUUUCACAUUAAUGGAAUUGGAGAAAAAUGUCUCUUCAGAGCCUAGAAAGCUUCAGCUUCUGCAAAGUCCCAACACCACCUACCAGAACAGAGACUCCCUACAUACCAGACAGAGAAGGACAAAGUUAGUAUAAUUUACUCUGGACCCAGCCAAUACUGCCCCCAAUUUACCCAAAAUAUGCCUUAAAAUGAAACAGAAAGCUCAAAUAAUACACGUCUUUUAAGAUUUUCCAUUUCCUGCAGUUAGCUAUAUUUCAUGCCAAGUUUUAUUUAUCUUUUAUGAAUGGAUGGAAAUAGGAUUUCAUUUCUUUAUAUGCCAAACAGUCUUACCCUUAAUUUUACAUCAAACCAAUUAAGUACAAAGAUUUUGCAGGCUCUUUGACUGAGAAAAUGUGUGUUCUCAAGAGCAAAGCAUUUUCACGCUACAUAAGGGAAAUUGGGGCCAAUCUAAAACGUCAGCAACACAGUCCUUCUGAUGGGGAUGAGUGUCUCUAUAGAAACUGCACACCAAAUCAUUUUACCUGGUGAUAGCUUGCUGCAGUAAGUUUGCAGGCAUGUUGCUUCGUUGUUCUGCAAUAUAACCACACUCUGGAAGCAACAGGAGAGGGGCCGGUAACCCAUUCCGCAUUGACUCCAGCUCCCCAUGACUAGGAAGCAAUGAGCCACUCUAUCUAAAGGGCUAGAACACAAAACAGACAAAACCUCUUCUUCCUUGAUCAUUUUUAUCUCAGCUGCCAAAAUGGAAAUUUUCUGUGAUUUCCUUUGAGACUUGAAGAAUUACACCUGGUCUCCAACCAUUAUUCUUAUCACCUUAUCGGUUCAGUGCUCUCAAGGCACAAAGCACUUGGAAUUCACUCCAUGAUCUUGCAACUCUUUCUGAGUGCUUUUCCUGAGCGAUUUUAAACUCUACCCGUAAGAAAUUUCAUCUGCAAUUUCUGUAAAAAAAAAAAAAAAAAAAAAAAGGCUUAAGGUCCACAUAAUCUGAUGUAAAUAUACUUUGAAACAUUAAGUUCUAUUUGUACUGAAACACUGUCCACCUUUGACUUUAGAACACUAUCAUUUAACAGAUAUUCAGAAAGGUUUCGGAAAUAAGGGGGAAAGAACCAGACUACGAAUACAUUGGAAAGGUUAAAUUUACAAUAUUCUGCUGAGCCCCCUUCAAAUUUCCCAAAAUUGAGAAAGUGUGUAAUCUGUACCUAUUUUUUUUCUCAAAUUGGCCUGGAGGAAACAUUCAGGUUCGGAGAGUUCAGCAGUGCCUCUAUGUUUGUGUUCUCUGUGUAAUCACAUGAAAGAACCAACAAAUAACUCUUCAGGAUAAAUGACACCUGCAUCGCUGAUCCCUUGUUGACUUAUGUUUUAUUAUAAAAAUAGAUCUCUAUCAUUAUAGGGAUAAAACGUGUAUGUUUUGAGAUGAUUUGGUAAGAACUCAGCCAUUCAGUAUUUCUGGAAGAAUAAAAACUUGGCUUUCUUUUUCUUAAUGUCUAAUAGUUUUGAAGACUAGAUAUUAGGGCAUUUCCAUUCCUCCUUUUAAAAUUUCUACUGAUUACAAGCUAGCAAUUUCAGGAUAUCAGCUUGAUCUAGUUGUAUUAAGGCCAAAAGGCAGACUUUCUUUAUAUUUAUUUUUAUUUAUUUAUUUAUUUAUUUAUUUAUUUAUUUUGAGAUGAAGUUUUACUCUUGUUGCCCAGGCUGGAGUGCAGUGGCGCCAUCUCGGCUCACUGCAACCUCCACCUCCCGGGUUCAAGCAAUUCUCUUGCCUCAGUUUCCCGAGUAGCUGGGAUUACAGGCACCCGCCACCAUGUCUGGCUAAUUUUUUAUAUUUUUAGUAGAGAUGGGCUUUCGCCAUGUUGGCCAGGCUGGUCUCGAACUCCUGACCUUCAGGUGAUCCACCCGCCUUGGCCUCCCAAAGUACUGGGAUUACAGGCGUGAGCCACCGCGCCCAGCCUAUAUUUACUUUUUUAAUGCCACGUAGCUGAAUAAUGCUUUGGGUUUUACUGUUGUCAAUAAAACCCCUUAUACCUUUUAUUGCCCUGCUUACUUAUAAAGGCCAAAUUUUAGACGAACGUAAAUAAAUCAGUGCUGAAAAACUAGUUGAACAAUCAGUCACUGACAAGUUUUCAAUGUUUUGAGUUAACCAAGUGGGCUUUUUAGAUUAGGUUAUACAAGAGCAUGAGCUAGAAAAUAAUUAGGCAGACAAAACAUAUGUUCUCACACACACACCACUUCCAAAACGGACAUGAUUUGAAUGUAGCAUUCAGGUUAUUGAGGUGAACGUAAAUUGCUUUGCUUGAACAAUUGAGAUAAUCACCUACUUUCGCCACUUCACUUUUCACAUUUGUAAACACACACAGGGUUUUUCCAGCCCAGUGAGCAGGCUACACAAUGUGAGGAUGAUAAUGGUUCCUGCAGGGAAGCCAGAGCCUCUAUGUCUGCCGAACAGUUUAAAUUGAACAGGUUGGAAAGAACAUUGAUUGCCAAUAAUUAAAUCCCCCAGACUGAGCAGGUAGCUGCUACAUUUUCUCUUCUCUUUUCUAGUUAUUCAGGGUUCCUUCUUUGAUUUUCAUGAGAAAGGAACAUUUACACUUCCUGUGAGGGGCUUAGACUCCGAUUUCUCCCAGUUGCCUCACUUACUGAAGUUCGAUCCCGGUGAAUGAUGUGUAUGUACCCAACACAUCCAAUUUGUAUUUUCUUAAAUAUGUGUUUCUUAGCGAGCCCACAGCACAAUUAUUGCAGUCCCCAAGAUGUCAGUCUUCUCAAAAUGACAACAUUGUCACUAACCACUUUUUAAAAAAGAAUUGAAAUUCCCAUUUUUUGUUAAACGUUUUUCCAAUACAUAGCAAUGUGUAAAAUAGACUCCCAAAUCUCCUUUGGGAAAGGCACCUGUGGACCCUGGAGCUAAGUUGUCAUUUUAGGGACAUGGUGAUAAUCAGGACUGAUGCCAGUAAGUGGGAAGUUCACUACGGCAAGGCAGUGGGAAGGUGCCAGCAUCCCCUUUCCACCUGAGAUGGGCUGAAUUUUCACCCGGAAGUCUGAAGCCUCUGGAAGGGCAGGUGGAAUCGCUCCUGGCAAGGGCAUGACCGUGCACAGGCUGACAUGAUUUUCCUUUUGGGUGGACUGGAGUUUUACAACUGGAUUCAUUAGCACACGUGUGGGAACAUGUGCCUGUGCCCACCCACAGCACUUCCUUGGAACUCUAAGCUGCUUCUCUAAUCUAAGGAGGUCUAUUCGAAAGGAUAGUGCUUGACUUUCAAUUUAUAAAAGAUUAUUGGAAACACCUUAAGUAGUCCUAACCCACUGUCAGCUUCCAAUUUUCAGGAGCAAAUGAUGACUGCUUUGAUUUGGUUAGGCUUUCUUACAACAGGUUUUUAUAAAAUAUUGUUUAUAUUUGUAACAGGAAGGAUUUUCAAUGUCAAUUUCGUCAAUGAGUGAAAACCUCCCACUGCACAGAGCAGCACUUCUGUCACUCUCAUGGGGAGAUCAGGGUACCCACUCCUCUAUGUAGCUUGGCAGACCCAGUCCACCCUGAGCCAGCCUGCCACAUCCGCUAGUCCAUGCACCUCCAGGGUGGCCUUGGGAGCUACAGAGAGGAAAAAAAGAAAAAAUGUUGCAUUCUUAAGCAAUUAAAGACUCCUUCCAAUGUAAUUAAAAAAUAAGUAAUGUGGCAAAAGAUGCACAUAACUUGCUCCCUCAAGUUCUAAAUUGUCACCAAAUAUGAAAGGUUUUAGGAUGAAGUACAUCUACAUCAUAACCAUCAUCACCCUCAUUGUCCUCUUCCAUGUUUCUACUAGUACUCAGCUACUGAUUCAACACAAAGGCUUAGAGCCUUUUCUGAACUAUAACGAAAUCAGAACUUACAUCGUGGAAAAAGCGAAAAAGUUUCAUUAGAGUUUAAACGUUAAGUAUACAGAUCCUACUCCAAAAUUUUGCUCGCCUAAAACAUUUCCAGAACUGCUGUGUUCCCCAGCAGUCCUGCCUGCCCUGCCUCAAUCAGAAUUUCAAAUUACUAUUUAGAAGAACAUUCCAUUCAAUUGUUGUUUGUUGAUUGCUUUCUCUCUUUUUUUUUUCCGUUUUUACCUUGGUUGGCUAUUUUAUUCCUUUUCGUAAAGACAACGUUUGAAUUGUCUAACAACUAUCUUUUUUCACUAAAAUACAUGCAUCUUUGGAAACUGCAAAUUUUGUGAGCUCAAAAAGACAAUCACUGUGCUUCUUAUCAUCUAAUUUGAGUCUAGGCUUUGUUUCCCCCUAACUUAUCCUGGCAUUUUUACUUUGAAUAGAAAUAGUCACAGGCAAAAUAUAUUCAUGAAAUGUACAGUGCUUACUAUUAUAUGAUCUCUGUUUAGAAUAACUAUUUUAUUAAAACAGUCUAAAAGACACUGUCCAUCAUUCUUGACAUUUGAUAUGUCUAAUUUUGUGCUAGUGAACCAAGUUUACCUGCUCACACGUUUGUACAACUACACAAUGUGAUUUCCUUUACGUGCAGCUCCUGUACUGAGCAAAAGGUUCGUUGUUUAGGAGUGAAAUUUUCUGUGAAAGUUUUGGGAGAGUAAUUAUUUUCAGGGAUCAGACCUAUGUGUUGUUAGGAGCAAGAGGCCAUCUUGUGUUUACAUGCAGUGGUCUGUGUAUUUGUGUCUGUACGUACAGUGGUAAAACUGAAACAACUUAUUAAUAAUGUGUGUCACUCUACCCAUCACCCCAAAUUUAGCUGAAACAAGUAGAAAGGAGCGCAGUUUUCUAGCGAUAGCGUAUUAGCACUAAGCCUCUGGUUAGGAUAAAAAGGAGCAAGGGAGAGGGAGAAAGAGAGGACAGAGGGAGAGAGAGAAAGUGGCAAUCUGUACAUUUCCUGACAAAGUGGGAUCAUGUUCUUUCCAAGAAAAGAAAAAUCCAGCUUCACUACCUGAUCAGGAGUCCCUCUGGGGUCCACACAAGCCUGCCUCCUUUGGAGAGUCCUUGAGCAUCACUCUUGUGACCGGGGUGCACACCUGGGCGACUCCUUGAUCAUUCGUGCAUUCUGGUCAAGUUGACCCGAUAAGCCAAAAGUACUUUUCAAGAUUUAGAUGGCAAACAGCCAUCCCCACCCUUGUCUAGGAAGUCGUAUUCGCAGGUCACAGGAAGGCGUCAGGUCGGGCUUGAAGCAGCCGGGGUGUGGGCAGGGUCCUCUCUCUGUGAAGCCUGUGUGGGAGGUGAAACUGUCAGGGGUCCUGGGAGAUGGCCCAGGCAGGAAGGGAAGGAGAGAGGCGCGGACUGCUCUCUGUUCCCAUGGAAUCCUUCCUGCCUGUGAAGCCAUUGUCCUCCAGAUGGGAGGUAGGCCGGGAGAUUCCAGAAUCCGAAAACAUUUUGGAAUCAUCUUAGAGCACCGGUGUGGAUGCGCUUGGCCCCGAGAGGGCCGCGCCCUGCCCCAGUGCGUGCGCCUCCUGCCCCAGCAGGGUCCCCGCCCUCACCAAGUGGCCUCCAGUAGCCCCUGUGUCCCUGUCGUCCCACGAGGGAUUGGAGGCCCUGGCUCCGGGCGGUCCCGAGGUCCCGCCGCCCUCCUCCCCUCCGCAGAGGACGUGGCUCCCCGCUAUCCGUGCGACUCGUGGUGUCCUAGUGAAAUGAGGGCGCACCGGCGCCCGACGUGCCUUGGCGACACGGGCGGCGCCGCGCCCCGCUUCGUGCGUCCCGUCCCCGCCGCGCCCUCAGCUGGGCCUCGUGGCUGGGCCGCCCUCUGUAUUUGUAUUUGGAUUCCUACGUUUGUACUUCUAAUACAAAUAAAUGCACAUGUUGUCAGAAA